AUGGAGCCCUUUCGUGUUGUCGAGAGGGAGGGAUUCCUAGAAUUCGUAACGGUCGCCGUCCCAGGCUACAAGUUACCAUCGCGGGAUGACCUCCGAGAGAAGUUCCUGCCCGGGAAAGUAUCAGCUCUGAAGACCAAAAUAUCAUCGUCUUUGGCGGGGGCGGAGUACGUCUGUAUCGCACUAGACGUGUGGACGUCGCGGUCUACGGAGGGCUUCCUGGCUGUCGAAGCAACAUUCGUGGACAGCGACUUCACACGUACCUCCUCACUCGCCUCACGGGGAGCCACGCAGCUGCUCGCAUCCGCAGUCCUUCGCAUGGUGACAGAUAACGCUUCAUCAAUGAUAAAGGCAUUUGCAGUUACCGGGUGGGAGACUGAAGAGGACGAUGAUGAUGACAAUUUCGACGACUGCCCGGAACGCUUUACGAAGGAGCUUUUAAGCGAGUUCCAUCAGUUGGAGCAAUUUCGAUUUGGCUGCGCCGCCCACAGCCUGCACCUGGCCGUAAAAGACGCCAUUCGGCAGAGUUGGAACGGCGGAGCAUGGGAGAAAUGGAGCGGCGCCGGGGAGAAGGAGAUCGACGGGAGGCGAAAGUGGCACGGUGCGAAUAAGUGUCCGAUGAGUCAGCAGGGGUACGGCGUGCUGGUUGCUGUGGCAUGUAGCCGAGCUCUCAAGAGGGUCGUACGGCGAUGGCUGUAUCUUGUUACCCUGGGACUCCAAGCAUUGAUGUGCCAAGGCAACUUGAACCGGAGCAACUGCAACGAUCUGUGGGUGCAGCACAAGGUGCGCACAUCGGGCACCUACCAGAUCGACGUGGAUGGCGAGGGCCCCCUGAGGCCCAUUUGGGUCGACUGCGAAAUGGGAGACGGUCGCGAGCAGUUCCAGGUCCUCACCAUCGUGCACCACAACCUGGAAGAGACUCUGCAGGUGCGGGGCAAGGAGCCGCCCGGCUCGUACUCGCGAAACGUCACCUACGGAGACGCCACCGAGCAACACCUGGCGACGCUCAUCGACAGCAUGUUCUCCUGUCAGCAGCUCGUGCGCUGGGACUGCAAGGGCGCCAUGUUCGGAUUCUGGUAUCCUCCCGGGCUGGACAGCUGGUGGGUUGGCCGGAACUGGAAGGACCAGUUCUACUGGGGCGGCGCCGAGACGGACAGCCGCAGCUGCGGCUGCCACCCGUACUGUCUGCGCACGCGGCGCAACUCGACCUGUAACUGCGACGCCAACAUCAAGCAGGUGUGGCUGGAGGACGCGGGCCUCCUGCUGGACGCCCGGCGACUGCCCGUGCUGCAGCUGCGCUUCGGCGACACCGGCGAGGCCAACGAGGCCGGCAAGCACACGCUCGGGCCUCUCGUGUGCCGAGCCACGGGUCACGUGGACGUGUUCCGCGGCAGCUUCGUUGCGCCGGUGACGAUCACGAGCGCGGGCUACCCGUCGUCCUACCCUCCGCCCUUCCACCGCUACCUGUGGACCGUGUCGGUAGAGGCCGGCGACGCGAUGGAGCUGGUGUUCCUCGAGUACGACGUGCUGCACUGGGGCGCGUACACGGCCGUACCCGGAUGCCGCAGCGCGGUGAGCGUGUCCGCGUGGCGCCUCUCGGACGGUGCCCGGUUCUCCAUCGAGCGGCAGGACACGGCGCCGCCGUACUUUGUGACCGACGGCUCGCGCACCGUGCUCAACCUCACGCUCACCACCUGCAACCAGAUCAUGAAGAAGCAGCUCACCAAGCGCGGUUUCAUGGCCGAAUUCAGGAGAGCCGAGUGCACCGGAUGCGAGGCAGGCUUCGGCAUGAACGGCUCCCAGACGGUCUGCCGUGCGCCGUGUGGCAUCAUCUCUUCGUACGGAUAUCCGUACCCGCCCGUGUCUUACGAGCCGACCGGUCACUACCAGCACACGUGGGUUGUCCGAGUGACGCCGGGCCGCGUGGUGCGGCUGCAGUACAACGACUUCGACGUGGCCUCGAGUCCCGGUGCUCGCACGUGCAACGCAGACUGGGGCCGCGUGUCCGUCUACAGUGGCGACAACGUGAGCGACGCCAGCAGCCUGGUGGGCAGCUACUGCAACCUGAACCGCCAGGGCGUCGUCUUCUCCGAGACCAACGUCAUGAGUAUCGUCUUCCACGACCGCUUUCGCAAAAUCGGAAACUCGAGAGGAUUUCACGCCACCUACCGGGAGUUUCCACCAUUGCCCAAAGAAGGCCACCCGUCUCGACUGACCAACGUAGCGCAAGGCAAACCCGCGCUACAGAACACCACCUAUGAGCACUACGAGGCGCAGCUAGCGGUCGACGAGGAUCCAUCAUCCUGCGUCUCCACAGAGUUCAUCAAGGACCCCUGGUGGCAAGUGAACCUGCAGAAAGAGCACUUGGUGUACGCCGUCGAAAUACACAACGUGGCGGACACUCCGCAGGACACGGCUGCAUCUUGGCCCGGUGGAGCGUACGCGCUGCCAAUGCCCGUGUCUGGCUGCCCAUCGGCGUCGGGCUUCGUGUGGCACACGGGCUGCCGCUUCCACGACAUCUUCUACAAUGUCGUCGAGGACGACAGGAUCCGCCAUUGGAGCGACGGCAUCAAACUUCAAGGUGGCUUGCACGAAGACGGUGGCGUGAAGCAGUGUUUCUGCGUCAAGAAAGAGGACGCUCCUCCCAGCAGCAACGCCACCUCCUGGCCACCGGGAAACUACUGCAUACUGCAGGUUGGUGACGCCUGCCCCGAGGGCUUCCAGGCCGGUGGCUACGUCACGUGGAUCGACCGGCGGCCCUCAGACCUGGAAGCGCUGAACCGUGCCGAGGGCGCCCUCCCACGUGGCCGCUACACGGCGCACAACACCACGCUGCACUUCUGCUGCCGCAGCGACGGAAGCGUGGACGCCGCCAUACGCCUGCCCACCGGUCUGCCCUUCUAUCUUCUGCAGUACGAUGCCGGCGCGUGCCAGAAGGUGCACGGCAUGUCGGUGUUCGAGCAGUGGUUCCACUUCAUGGAGGACGAGCUGGGCGCCCGGAUGACCGCUGAGGCCGACCUGCACGGCGGUGUGCCCAAGUUCAGGGAGCCACACCCGCGACUGGACUCGACCAUGUUCGACCGGGGCCUCGUGCUCUACUACUGCUACUACGACGUGGCCGCGAGCCUUCGCGGGUUCCGCGUGAUGGUGGACAACACGGGCCUGGUGGCCACUUUCGACCGGCACUACGACGAGAAGAACUACGGCAUCCCUCAUGCCAUCGAAGAGGACUUCUUGCACGCGUACACGUGCGCGGUCUACCCUGUCACGGAGCCGGCGUUCCGCGUGCUGCGCCUCAACUGCAGCCAGCCCGUGCUGGGCCAGUACGUGACGGUGCAGAUAUUCGGCCGACACGACACGCUGCGCUUGUGCGACGUCAAGGUGUUCGCCGAAGAGUCGUGCGGACAGCCUCUGGGCAUGGCCUCGGAGGAGAUCUUCGACACGCAGCUGCACGCCUCGUCGUUAGACGACUCCUACCACUUCACUAACGCACGCCUGAAUGCCGAGUACGGGUGGUGCGCGUCCCUCGCUGACAACCAGAAGUACAUACAGAUCGACCUGCAGAACCACACGCACAUCACAGGCGUGAUACUGCAAGGAAUGAACACACCCGUCAAGAGCGGCUACAUCACGGCAUUCCAGCUGACCUUCAGCAACGACAGCAUUUACUGGAUGUCCGAAGAACAGCCCGUGGGCCACAGAAAGGUGUACGAGUGCCGUCAGUGUGAGCUGUCGACAUUCAAUGCGGACCAGGCGGUGCGCUACAACCUGCUGCGCAGUGUGGUCGCGCGCUACGUCAAGUUGCAGGUGCUGCUGUGGAAGAGGGCGCCCUGUUUGCGCCUCGAGCUGGUUGGAUGCCGUUCACACGUCCAGUGCGGCGCCGUGCUGGAGGCGCCCGAGGGUUCGAUCUCGUCGCCCAACCACCCUUUCUACUACGGCCAGGACAAGAGCUGCUGGUGGAGGAUCGUGCCCCCGGCCGGAAAGCACGUCUGGCUCAGCUUCGUCAUCUUCGACCUGGCACAAAGGGAGGCCUCGUCCCUCGCCGGCCACUGCCAGGACCAGCUGUUGCUGUGCCCAGGCCCGAACUGCUCAGAUUCGAUUGUGUCGCCGAACGGACAGACCUUCCCGAAGGAAAUCAUCUCCAACGGCCCGAUGGAGAUACACCUCGAGACCUGUUUCCGCUACUCGCUCAGCAGGUUCAGCGGAUUCUACGCCACCUACAAGUUUACUGACUGUCCGGGCUGCGGCAUGGGCGACUACCACUGUUCGAGGCUGCACGUCUGCGACGCACACUGCGGCCACAUCAUCUCGAUCGACUACCCCAAGCCGUACGCGGACAACCACCGGUGCGCGUGGCUCAUCGUGGCGCCGCCAUCGCACUACAUCAACGUCACGUUCGAGGACUUCGACCUGCCGAGCGCCGAGCACUGCGCCUCCGACUACCUCGACUUCUACGACGGUCGGGACCAAGAGCAGGAGAACCUCAUCGGCCGCUACUGCAACAACUCGAUGCCUCCUCGCAACGUGGUGUCCAGCUGGAACACGUUGUCCAUUGUCUUCUCAACCGACGGCAAGGGCACGGGACGUGGCUUCGCCCUGUCUUACCAGUCGCUCAGUUUCCAGCUGCCGGCGGACCUGAAUCAGCUGUACUUCGACAACCCGCAGGAGUGUCCUCAGCAGUGGAAGUUCUACAACGACCACUGCUACAACAUGUACGAGGAGCCGGACCCGCUGCAGUGGUACGAGGCGGAGGCCAAAUGCGCCGCCUGGGGCAAGGGCCGCUCGGGUCACCUGGUCAGCAUCCUGGACGAACGAGAGAUGGCCAUCAUACACUACUUCCUCACCGACAUCUGGAAGGCGCACAGGAAGUCGCUCUACAUUGGUCUGACCGAUGCCGCGGGCGAAGGUUUCUACCGCUGGAGCGACGGUAACCCCAUGAGUUAUUCAGACUGGUAUGUUAGGGCGUACGCCGGCCACGGGCUGUCGUCGCAGCCAGACUGGGUGGCGUACGAGGACUGCACCAUGCUGCGCGUGGACAGCGGCCACUCGACGGCGCACUGGCACGACAUCCCCUGCUCGCUGGGCAAGCACUCGCUGGGCACGCUGAACCGGGCGGCCGCCAGCUGGCGCCAGAUGGAGGAGCUGCCCAUCACCACCAUCAGCGCCUACAUCUGCAAGAUGAGCAGCCACAGGGCCGACAACGCUCCUGGUCCCCCUCCCCUGUACCGGCACAUGAAGGCGCACGUCGGCGAGGUGCUGGUGGCUCCGGAGAAGUACUUCGUGUGCAGAAACAAGGAGGUCAUCUCGGUGGUGAACGUGUGCGACGGAGUGCACGACUGCCGCGACACGUCGGACGAGAGCGACUGCGGAGUCACCUGUCCCGACGGCAGUUUUAGAUGCGCCAGUGGCAAAUGCGUCUCCAUGGGCGCGUUCUGCGACUUCAAGGACGACUGCGGUGACUCUUCGGAUGAAAGCCAAUGCGACUACAUCGAGUGCAACCGAACAGAGUUCCGCUGCAAGAACGGCCAGUGCAUCUCGAUCGCUCACAGAUGCGACCUGCUGUCCGACUGCCACGACAAUUCGGACGAGCAGGACUGUCUCGGUCAGUGUAACGUGAACGUGACCUUCCAGUGCUACGACGGCACUUGCAUUCCCAAGAACGCCGUGUGCGACGGACACCGGGACUGCCCCGGCAAGUACCACGAGGACGAACAGGAGGGAUGCCACUUGGUAAAGGAAGAAGACCGCCAAGGUCUGGAGGAAGAAAAAAAGAAAUGUGACAACAAGCCGCGCAAGACGUGCGAGGACCUGUUCGUGCAGGACGGCAUCCGUCGCAGCGGCCACUACCUGAUCGACGCGGACGGUGCCGAGGGCCCCAUCUUGCCGUUCCGCGUGCACUGCAUCAUGGGAUCGACGGUGGAAGACGUCCGCACACUGGUGCACCACGACUCCGAGCAGAGGAUCUACGUCCGGUCGGGCGUCCAGGGUGCGUACGCACGCCCCAUAACCUACGACGUCGGCUGGCUGCAGAUGCGCGCGCUCAUCGGCGUCUCCCAGAGGUGCAGGCAGUACGUCAAGUGGGAGUGCAGCGGCGUGGGUGCCGGGUUCGGCUACUCGGACGAGCGGCCACUGUCCUGGUGGGAGAGCGCGCAGGGCGAGCCGCAGUUCCACUGGGGCGGAGCCUCCGAGAACCUCACGUGCGCCUGCUACCCGGACUGCUUCAGCCCCGAGCAACGAUGCAACUGCGACUCCGCGUCCGAGUUCCACUGGCUGGAGGACCAGGGAUACAUCACCAGCAAGGAGAUGCUGCCCAUCAGAAAGGCACGCGCUUGCGGCCCCAUGCGAAGAUUGCGUGACCGAUUCUCGUAUCUCGUUUUCCACAGCUCCGUUUCGGCAACACAUACAGGACGGGUCAAGCCGGUUACCAUACCAUUGGUCCUCUGGAAUGCUUCAAUGACAUCUAUGGAAGAAUGCGACUCAUCGCAGAAUUACUUGCGCUGCCGGACUGGCCACUUCGUCAACAUCAGCACCAAGUGCCUGUACGGCUUCGACCAGUUUGGCUUCCAGGCGGGAUGCCGGGACGUGUCCCAUCUGCGUGGAUGUGAGAAGGUGAUCUGCCCGGAGGACUACGUCAAGUGCACGAGGUCCUACUGCAUCCCGUCGCACUUUCUGUGCGACGGAAAGUGGGACUGCAUUGGCGGCGAAGACGAAAUCGAAUGCAACAAGUACACGUGCCCGGGUCGCUACAAGUGCCGCAACCAGAGCUCGUGCGUGGCUCUGCAUCAGCUGUGCGACGGAACCCGCCAGUGCAAACACGGAGACGACGAACACCUCUGCGACCUCAAGUGCCCGGCAGCGUGCGAGUGCAGGGGCCACUUCGUCAAGUGCAUCGAGAAGAACUUGGUUGCACUUCCCGACGACUUGUCUCACCUCGUGCGAAAGCUAAACUUCAGCUUCAAUCGCCUGGAUAUCCUGAAAUCCAACUUCUCGCCUUUUAAGAGACUAGGUGAACUGAUAUUGCAGUACAACGGACUGACAGUGUUGCCGUCGAACAAAUUCAUCGAACUGAAGAAUCUCUACCUCCUCGACUUGAGAAACAACCGAAUUGUUCAGAUAGAGACUGCCGCUUUUGCUGGCCUCAAGAACGUCAGAUUCCUACAUUUGGAAAACAACCCAAUAUUGUCGGAAAUAAAGGCUGGCGCAUUCGUCGGCCUCAACAAACUGACAUUCCUGAACCUAAGCGGCAUGGCCCUUUCGGGGCUUAAGAAGAACACUUUCGUGGGCUUGGAUCAAGUGACGACCCUGAAUCUACGGAACAACAAGCUGCAGUACGUGGAAGACGGAGCGUUUCAGGGAUUGAAGAGCGUCACCAGCUUAGACAUACAAGGCAACGACAUCGAGCACUUCUCUCACGAAAUGUUCCACGGUCUGCACUCUCUGGAGUCUCUCUUCAGCGAUUCGUUCAAGUUCUGCUGCCUGGCGUCGCCGCAAGUGUCGUUCGACUACUGCCUGCCGCCGGCGGACGAGAUCUCUUCGUGCGAGGACCUGAUGAGCAGCCCCGUGCAGCGCUCCUUCCUCUGGGUGCUCGGAGUGGUGGCGCUGCUGGGCAACCUGUUCGUCAUCGCGUGGCGCCUCAAGACCAAGAACUCGAACCCGGUCAGCUCGACGCUCAUUCUGUCGCUCGGGUGCGCCGACCUGCUCAUGGGCGUGUACCUGGUGGUGAUCGCCAGCGUGGACAUCUACUACCGCGGCCGAUACAUCCAGAACUCGGACGUGUGGCGGGCCAGUGCGCUGUGCAAGCUGUGCGGCUUCCUGUCCACGCUGUCCAGCGAGAGCUCCAUCUUCACGCUGGUGCUCAUCACGGCCGACCGGCUCAUCUGCAUCUCCUUCCCUUUUUCCAUGGUGCGCUUCGGCCUGAGGCGCACCUACCAGCUCAUAGCGGCCGCAUGGGCCACCGCAGCCGCCAUCGCCGCGCUGCCCAUCGUCAUACAGCCGUACUUUCAGGGGGAGUUCUAUGCGCGCUCAGGUGUGUGCCUGGCGCUGCACAUCACGAACCAGAAGCCGUCCGGCUGGGAGUACUCGGUGGCCGUCUUCUUCUGCCUCAACCUUCUCGCCUUCGCCAGCAUCGUGGCCGCGUACGCCUACAUGUACCUCAGCAUCCGACGCUCCAAGACGGCCGUCAAGAGGCACGCAGCGCGCCAAGCCGAUAGCCUGGUCGGCCGACAGAUGGCGCUCAUCGUCCUGACCAACUCGCUCUGCUGGUUCCCCAUGAUCGUCAUGGGCCUGAUGGCUAUGUCGGGCGUCCGCAUUCCCGGUGAGGCGUACGCGUGGACGGCAGUGUUCGUGCUGCCUGCAAACUCUGCGGCCAACCCGCUCAUCUACACGAUCGCAUCGCUGCGCUUCCGCUUGUUCCUGUUGCGCAUCGGGCUCGCCCGCAAGCAGCACUCGCUCUCCUUCAGCAAGGCGAUCACACAUGCUAGCAAUGGAGCCGCACGUCGGGAUCACGACCGCGGGGCGCACACGUUCCGGGCGCCGCACGGCUAUGUGCCACUCAUGCAGUUUCUGCGCUCGGAGCCCCACGUGACGCCUCAUCAGCUGCUGCAGAUCGCCGUCGGCGUGUGUGAGCUCAUCUGCGAGCUGCAUGCACACAACUACGCUCUCGGAGGAAUCAACAUCGACUGCGUCUUCGUCACCCAGCAGAAUCCCAAUAAGCUGCACGUGUAUCUGCCGGACAUAAAUGCCUACCGCAUAGACUCCAACAGCUACAGUGCAAAUGACACAGCUGCAGACAUGGAAGAAUUUGGAGGACUUGUGAAGAAGAUGCUUCGAGCCUACCAUGUGUCGCAGCGCACACGAGAGUCAUCCAGCCAGUGACAUCUCUCGAGAAAAGAUCACUUCAUUUUAGGCACGUGCGUAUCUUUAAUCAACAAUGGGCAAUAAACAAAUGUGCAUGAAGACAAAAAAAAGAAGCACAAGAAUGUUUUUUUCACGUAUGUUUUAGUACAAUGUAUAUAACAACUUCUCCAGUUAAAAAAAAAAAGUACAGAAAGCCCUGCACAGGCGGCUUUCAAGGCAGCAGCCUACACAGUCCCACAGGUCCAAAUAAAUAGUUUGGUUCACAACAGGAGCACUGCAAGCUAAAUAUAUACAACUACCUCUAGUGAUGGGACCAUUCAGACAAAA
Rhipicephalus sanguineus (brown dog tick) is the source of this 9180-nucleotide messenger RNA. RefSeq lists its product as uncharacterized. The record is from RefSeq and is a predicted model, not a curated record. Gene Ontology annotation, molecular function: protein binding; G protein-coupled receptor activity. Gene Ontology annotation, cellular component: membrane. Bases 1 to 8871 code for a protein of 2956 amino acids. Gene Ontology annotation, biological process: G protein-coupled receptor signaling pathway. NCBI's taxonomy places the organism in Eukaryota, Metazoa, Arthropoda, Arachnida, Ixodida, Ixodidae. The transcript is spliced from 49 exons.